This is a messenger RNA of Daktulosphaira vitifoliae (grape phylloxera), 508 nucleotides long. RefSeq lists its product as uncharacterized. The coding region runs from base 129 to 365 and encodes 78 amino acids. NCBI's taxonomy places the organism in Eukaryota, Metazoa, Arthropoda, Insecta, Hemiptera, Phylloxeridae. The record is from RefSeq and is a predicted model, not a curated record. The transcript has 3 exons.
GAUAAUUUACUCAUGAUAAAUAAAAUCUUUUCUCCAACAUCAUUUAUACAAUUGUUUCAAGUUAACACUAACUAACUGAACAAUAUUAUUUUAUUAAAGACAUUUAUAUUUCAAUUUAAAAGUUAAUUAUGAAUUCAAUACUCAAUCCUAAUAAAUACGGCCCAGGAAUCAAGGGCAUAAUUAGACAAGGAAUGCACGAAAUACCAUUAAUCAUGUUAGGUGCACCCUUUGCUAUAUUCGGUUCAGGACUUAUACUGUGGCAAACAUACAAGUAUCAUAAAAAUGAUGGAGUUAAUAGAAAAUAUAAGCUUAAAUACACUCUUUACCGACCUGAUGAUCCUAGAGUGAAGUUUAUCAGAGAUUAAAUUUGUUGAUAAAAUUACUGUUGAAGAAAUAAUGUUAUUUAAUAAAUUAGAAUUAAAAAAAAACUUUGUGUGUGUCAAGAAAACAAAGUAUCUAUAUUCUAGAAUAAACCUUUUACAAUAAAAAAAACAAAUCUAUUAUAUUA